Molecule: messenger RNA, 2545 nt
Organism: Daktulosphaira vitifoliae (grape phylloxera)
Lineage: Eukaryota; Metazoa; Arthropoda; Insecta; Hemiptera; Phylloxeridae
Gene: Noc3
Product: nucleolar complex protein 3 homolog
Exons: 14
Coding region: 143-2500 (785 amino acids)
Biological process (GO): DNA replication initiation
Cellular component (GO): nucleolus
Molecular function (GO): chromatin binding
Source: RefSeq, a predicted model, not a curated record
AUUGAGGUUAUGUAAGAAACCUAAUAAAAACAAACACAUUUUAAAAAUCAAAUGAUUUUUUAUUACAAAAAAUUUUAUUGACCGAUAAUAUUAUAGUUUAUAAAUAUAAUCUUAGAAUUGAUUAAUUAGUAAACAUUCAAAAAUGGUUAAGAAAACUAUUACUAAAGGUAAUAGUAAAGGGCGCAAGACUAGUGAUGUUAAAAGAAGAAAUCAUUUGCGAAAUAAAGGUCAUAUUAAAACUAAAAAACAUAAAUCCAAAGUUUUCAAUAUUCCCCAACCUCCUGUUCAAAAAAUUGAUCAUUCUUGUGAAGAUUUUGAAGAAGACGCAGAAAAUAGUGAUAUUGGAGAUGAUAUGCUUCAAAUGGUUGAAAAGGAUGAUCUAGACUUCCUGGAAAAAAAUAUUGGCAAUCAACAUUUCAAGCUUUAUAAUCGUAUUCAAAUGAAUGAUGGAAGGAAAAAAAGAAAAAGAAAUAAUUCUGAUGAAAAUGAUGAAUUAGAAAAUAAAUACGAAAACUUAAAUAUUUUAAUGAAAGAAGACUAUAUGGCCGUUCAAAAACCACUACUUCCAAUUAAAACAAAAGAUGGCAUAUUAAAGCGGUAUACAACUGAAAAAAAUAAAAUUGACUUGGAAAUAUCUUUAAAACAGAAAAAUAACAAAAAUGAUAGUUGUGAUUAUACCUUGUUAGAUGAAAAUGAGCCUAAUAAAGAAAUUACUGUCAAUAAAGGAGAACCAAUAAGUGUUGCUAAAUUAUAUGCUAAAAGAGAAAAUACUAUACAAAUUUAUAAACAACGAAUUGGACUUUUAGCUAGUACAUUAUUAGAAAAUCCUGAUCUAAGAAUUGGAAACAUAACACAUUUAUUAGAAAUCAUGGAGAAACGUGAUCCAGAAUUACAAAUAACAAUAAAAAAACUAGUUACUCUUACCUUGUUAGAGGUCUUCAAAGAUCUCUUGCCUAGUUAUCAAUUGAAAUUAGAUCAAUAUGAUGGUGUAAAAUUAAAAUUAACUACCAAAGAAUUAAUUGGUUAUGAAGGGCAAUUAUUAAAAGGAUAUAAAAUUUAUCUAACCCAUUUAGAAAAAAUGGCUAGUAAACUUCACAAAAAAAAAGGAGAUACAAGAAUCAUAACUAGUGUCCACAUUAGUUUAGCUGAAAUAGCUAUUAAUUGUUUAUGUGAGUUAUUGUUAUCACAUUCAUACUUCAAUUAUGCAAUAAAUAUAGGUCAUUUAUUGACAUUAUAUUUAGAUAAUAAAAAUGCUAAUGUUAGAAAAAAAAUAGAAGAAACAUUCACCAAAGUUUUUCAAGAAGAUAAAAAAGGAGCAAUAUCUCUAGUGAUUGUUCGCCGUAUCAACCAACUAGUAAAAACUCGUAGUCAUUGUGUACAUAGUGAGUUAUUAUCUGUACUUCUAGCUUUACCCAUUAAAAAUGUAAAUCUUGACCAAGAAAAAGAAGAAAUUCUUAAAUCAAAAAAAUUUAUGACUAGAAAACAAAAGUUACUUGCUAUGUCUAAAAAAGAAAGAAAGCGAAGUAAAAUGUUGGAUAAACUAGACAAAGAAAUGCUGGAGACCAAAGCUGAAGAAAAUAUUAAAAGUCACAUGAAUAAUUUAACUGAAAUUACUAAACUAGUAUUUCUAAUAUACUUCAGAAUUUUAAAAACAGCACCUCGUUCUAAGUUACUCUCCAUUUGUCUUCAAGGUUUAGCCAAAUAUAGCCACUCAAUUAAUUUAGAGUUUUACCAUGAUAUUCUUACUGUUCUUGAUGCUGUAAUUAAGAAACAUCAAUUAAAUGUGUAUGAACAACUUUGUUGUAUAAAAACUAUUUUUGUAAUAUUAUCAGGCCAAGGCUCAGUAAUAAAUAUUGACCCUGUACAUUUCUAUACACACUUAUUCAAAGUCAUUCCUGAACUAGACUGCUGUAAAAAUCAUGAUAAUUUAGAAACAUUUCUACGAACAAUUGAAGCAUUAUUUUUAAUGGGAAGAAAAAAAGUUACAGCAAAUUCAACAUUAUCGUUUAUCAAAAGAAUGUCUACUUUAGCUCUUCAAACUUUACAUAAUUCAAGUCUUGGUAUUUUAUCUGCUAUUCGAACUAUCAUUCAAACAAACAAAAAUAGUGAAGCUCUUUUAGACGUAGAUCCAUCAUAUGGUCAAGGAAUAUAUGAUGCAGAGCUUCAAGAACCUGAACAUUGCAAUGCUGGUAGUACUGCACUGUGGGAACUACUAGCACUUCAGAGACAUUAUCAUCCUGAAGUAUGUAAGCUGUCUAAAAUUGUAGCUUCAUUGACAGCUGCACAGGCAAAUCAAAUAAAUUUAAAGCCAGAAUUAGCAAAAAUGACACCUAGUGAGUGGUUCAAGGAGUAUGAUCCUUCAAAAGUGGCAUUUAAUCCACCUGUUAUUCCUCCAAUUAAAGUUCCACAACGUAUACCUGCUCAUUAUCCUGCAUUACCGUAUUCAAAUAUACUGGAUAAAGAUUUUACACUUGUAAAUUUUUCAAAAGAUUUUUUUUAAUUAUGUGUCAUUUUUGAGAAUAUUAAAUAAAUUGAGAAAACAGAA